AUGGUUUACCUCUCUUGCUCGAUACUCCGGCUUGUUCUCGUUCUGGAACUACAAGUACUUGUCGUUUUGUCUCAAAACAUCAUCAACGGAUCUGUUCCUGUCGGAGAAUCUCUCACGGCUUCAGAUUCUCAACAGUUCUCCAGUUCAUGGCUUUGCCCUUCCGGUGACUUUGCCUUAGGGUUCCGCAAGAUCCAACCAAACGAUGAUCACGGUUUGGUUCUCGCUGACCCUCGAGGUCAACGGCUCUGGAGUUCUUCACUGAAUCCGAGUAACGGCUCUGUUUACCAAGGGCGCAUGACAGACGCCGGAAACUUCCGCUUGUUGAGCAAAGACUCCAGUAAUGAUUUGUGGUCGAGCUUUGAUAAUCCCACAGACACACUGUUGCCGACUCAGAGUUUAGAGGUUGGAAGGAAUCUCUCAUCUCGCCGGACGGAGACAGGUUUCGGAAAAGGAAAGUUCAGGCUACGUCUAGGCCUUGACGCGACAACUCAACGUGAAUGUCCUAAGAGGUUUAUGUUGAAGGAUCCAAACAACCCUUAUGGUGACUGUGUGCCGAGUUUUGAGAUGCAAACUUGUCAACAAGAGAAUAACGAAACCAACGUGGGCGCUAAUGUUUAUGAGCUUGUUCGUUUAGACCGAGUGAACUGGCCGUACGGAGAUUACGAGAGGUACAAAAAUUACAAUGAAGAAAGCUGUAAAGCUGCUUGUCUUAACGAUUGUUUCUGUGCUGCUGUUGUUUUUGGAUCGGACCGGGUGUGUUGGAAGAAAAAGUAUCCAUUGUCUUACGGUCACAGUUCAGAGACUAUAUCUAGCGACACUCUCAUUAAGGUUCUAAAAAUAGGUCAACAAGAAAAAGAUGUUCCAGUUACCACAAAGAGAGGACAAGACCGUGACUGGUUAAUCAAGUUAAUCAUUGCUUGUUCGGUUUUUCUUGGAACCUCAGCUUUUGCGAAUCUCAUGUUGAUUGCUCUAUACAAAAAGAAAACUAAGACGACGAAAAAAGCGAGAGAUGUCAUCAGUGCUGCUAAGAGCAUCAUUAACCCCAAGAGAGUCUUUACAUACAAGGAGCUCGAAGAGGCUACUGAAUAUUUCAAGGAAGAGCUUGGAAGAGGAGCAUACGGGAUCGUCUAUAAAGGAGUUUUAAAAAUGAUAGAUGAUUCUCAAGUUACCGUGGCUGUCAAGAAACUAGACCGAGUGGUGCAAGAAGGCGAGAAAGAGUUUAAUAACGAGGUUAGAGCGAUAGGUCAGACGUACCACAAGAACCUUGUGAGGCUCAUUGGCUUUUGCAACGAAGGGCAGAGUCGUUUGAUCGUCUACGAGUACUUACCUCGUGGGACGCUGGCUAGUUUCCUCUUCAAGCGUCCAAGACCUAACUGGAAAGAUAGAAGGAGAAUCGCGGUGGAGAUUGCACGUGGAAUCUUGUAUCUACAUAAAGAAUGUUGUGAGCAAAUCAUACAUUGUGACAUAAAACCUCAAAACAUACUUUUAGAUGAGUCUUGCAGUCCACGCAUCUCGGACUUCGGUCUAGCAAAGCUUCUAAGGAUGAAUCAAACGAAUACUCUCACAAACAUCCGUGGAACCAAAGGGUAUGUCGCGACCGAGUGGUUCAGGAACAGUCCCAUUUCAUCCAAAGUAGAUGUAUAUAGCUAUGGAGUAAUGCUUUUGGAAGUCGUGUGCUGCAAGAAAGCAGUUGAUCUUGAGGAUAACGUGAUUCUCAUCGAUUGGGCAUAUGAUUGUUUCCGAAAUAGGAGGCUGGAUGAUCUUAUCGAAGACGAUUUAGAGGCGGUGGAGGAUAUGGAGAUGGUAGAGAGAUAUGUGAAAAUAGGGAUAUGGUGUAUACAAGAAGAACCAAGAAUGAGACCUAACAUGAGAACUGUAACGCAGAUGCUUGAAGGUGUGGCUCAAGUUCAUGAGCCUCCAAACCCUUCUCCUUAUAGUAUAUUUUCUUGUGAAGAGUAUCUUUCUUGUGGUCCAGUGUCACGUGUUUAA
Eruca vesicaria subsp. sativa (arugula) is the source of this 1989-nucleotide messenger RNA. Lineage: Eukaryota; Viridiplantae; Streptophyta; Magnoliopsida; Brassicales; Brassicaceae. The record is from the annotation of a GenBank genome assembly.